AUGGCUCCCCCCAAUGCCGAGUAUGCGCUCCCCGCGUCUCACAAGGAGAUGCUCGAGAAGUCUCUUCUCGACUCCGACCCCGAGGUCGCCUCCAUCAUGAAGGAUGAGAUCAAGCGCCAGCGCGAGUCCAUUGUCCUCAUCGCCUCUGAGAACAUCACUUCCCGUGCCGUUUUCGAUGCUCUUGGUUCCCCCAUGUCCAACAAGUACUCUGAGGGCUACCCCGGCGCUCGCUACUACGGCGGCAACCAGCACAUCGACCAGAUCGAGCUGCUGUGCCAGCGCCGUGCCCUCGAGGCCUUCCACGUCGACUCCGAGAAGUGGGGUGUCAAUGUUCAGUGCCUCUCCGGCAGCCCUGCCAACCUCCAGGUCUACCAGGCCAUCAUGCCCCCUCACGGUCGUCUCAUGGGUCUUGACCUCCCCCACGGUGGCCAUCUGAGCCACGGUUACCAGACCCCCCAGCGAAAGAUCUCUGCUGUCUCCACCUACUUCGAGACCAUGCCCUACCGUGUCGACCUCGAGACCGGCAUCAUUGACUAUGACACCCUCGAGAAGAACGCCCAGCUCUACCGCCCCAAGGUCCUCGUUGCUGGUACCUCUGCCUACUGCCGCCUCAUCGACUACGCCCGCAUGCGCAAGAUUGCCGACUCCGUUGGUGCUUACCUUGUUGUCGACAUGGCCCACAUCUCCGGUCUCGUUGCCGCCGAGGUCAUCCCCUCCCCCUUCCUCUACGCCGACAUUGUCACCACCACCACCCACAAGUCCCUCCGUGGCCCCCGUGGUGCCAUGAUCUUCUUCCGCAAGGGUGUCCGCUCUGUCAACCCCAAGACCGGUGUUGAGACCCCCUUCGACCUCGAGAACCCCAUCAACUUCUCCGUCUUCCCCGGUCACCAGGGCGGCCCCCACAACCACACCAUCACUGCCCUGGCUGUUGCCCUCAAGCAGGCUGCUACCCCCGAAUUCAAGGCCUACCAGGAGAAGGUUGUCUCCAACGCCAAGACCCUGGAGAACACCUUCAAGACCCUCGGCCACAAGCUUGUCUCUGACGGCACCGACAGCCACAUGGUCCUCAUGGACCUUCGCCAGCACAGCCUGGACGGUGCCCGUGUCGAGGCCGUCCUUGAGCAGAUCAACAUUGCCUGCAACAAGAACUCUAUUCCCGGUGACAAGAGCGCUCUUACUCCCUGCGGUAUCCGCAUUGGCACCCCCGCCAUGACCUCCCGUGGCUUCGGAGAGAAGGAGUUCGAGCGUGUCGGCCAGUACAUUGUCGACGCCAUCAAGAUCUGCAAGGACGUCCAGGCUUCUCUUCCCAAGGAGGCCAACAAGCUCAGGGACUUCAAGGCCAAGGUUUCUGGCGGUGAGGUUGAGAAGAUCAACGAGCUCCGCAAGGAGAUUGCCGCCUGGUGCAACACCUUCCCCCUCCCCGUUGAGGGCUGGCGCCUGGAUGCCGGCAUCUAA
Molecule: messenger RNA, 1455 nt
Organism: Ilyonectria robusta
Lineage: Eukaryota; Fungi; Ascomycota; Sordariomycetes; Hypocreales; Nectriaceae
Product: serine hydroxymethyltransferase
Exons: 4
Coding region: 1-1455 (484 amino acids)
Biological process (GO): tetrahydrofolate interconversion; folic acid metabolic process; L-serine catabolic process
Cellular component (GO): cytoplasm
Molecular function (GO): zinc ion binding; cobalt ion binding; serine binding
Source: RefSeq, a predicted model, not a curated record